Corticium candelabrum is the source of this 1900-nucleotide messenger RNA. RefSeq names its product jerky protein homolog-like. The record is from RefSeq and is a predicted model, not a curated record. Gene Ontology annotation, cellular component: nucleus. The transcript is spliced from 3 exons. The coding region runs from base 108 to 1025 and encodes 305 amino acids. Gene Ontology annotation, molecular function: DNA binding. NCBI's taxonomy places the organism in Eukaryota, Metazoa, Porifera, Homoscleromorpha, Homosclerophorida, Plakinidae.
UCUAUAGCUGAUAAGCUGCAAUUAUGCAAGCUUUUCGAACAAGGUUAGACGGUCUACUGAAGACCAGCGGUGUACAUAUGUUGAUGUCGCCAUUUUGAAGGUCAGGUAUGAGUUCCAUAGCCAUCAAGUUCGGGAUCGGCAAAUCUACUGUGUCCGACAUAGUAAAAUCUAAGGCUAAGCUGGAAGAGUUUCAAACGGAAAUUGACGAUGGAGAUUGCACAAAAAAACCGCGAGUCGUCAGAAAAUCAGACUUUCCUGAACUAGACAGAGCAGUCUACUUGUGGUUUGUACACCAACGAUGCAAAGGGACGCCAAUUAGUGGGCCUCUGCUAUCUGCUAAAGCGUUGCAGCUGUAUCCGCGACUCUACCCAGAUAAUCCUGCUGACUUCAAAGCAGGAACGGGAUGGCUGCGGAGAUUUAAAGAUCGGCAUGGUGUGAGGUGCCUAUCUCUGCAGGGAGAGUCACUUUCAGCAGCCAUGAUGGAUGUGGAGCCCUUCAGAGAAAAGUUCCUGAAACUUGUCGAAGAACAGGGUCUGACUAGACAUCAGAUGUUUAAUUGUGACGAAUCAGGACUCUAUUGGAAGUUGAUGCCAAACAAAACUCUUGUCACAUCAAGAGAGAAAGAGGCAAAGGCUUUCAAGAAACCUAAAGAUCGAGUGACAAUUAUGGCAUGUGCCAAUGCUAGUGGAUCCAUCAAACUUCCUCUCCUGUUUAUCCACAAGGCCCUCAAUCCUCGUUGUUUCAAGCACAUUGACAAGAAUGACCUACCCGUUCAUUACUAUGCGCAGAAAAGUUCUUGGAUGGACUCUUAUAUUUUUAAAGAGUGGUUUUUGAACAGAUUUGUCCCUCUUUGUCGAAAUGCCUUGAGAGAAAAGGGACUUCCUGAAAGAGCACUUCUAGUCCUGGACAAUUCUCCAGCCCAUCCUGACAUAGUGUCUAACAUCUACAGAUGGAUUGAUAACAUGUCUCUACUUGCCACCCAACACUACAUCCGUUAUCCAACCCAUGGAUCAGGGUGUUCUUGAGAACAUCAAGUGUAGAUACAAGCGUGACCUACUUCUUCGUUUACUCAAUCAAAACGAAACGGAAACGAUCCCUGAAUUCACAAGGUCUCUGAACAUCAAGGAUGCAGUUCUACUGGCUGCAAAGAGCUGGAGCGAAGUUGAACAGAGUACCAUUAGCAAGAGCUGGAAUAAGCUGUGGCCCAUAGACAGUGGCUCUGAACCUGCAUAUGAGCCCACUUUGUCUCCAACAAACACCAUGAUUAAUUCACUUCUGACCAGAAUGAGCAUACCGCGUGAGGAAAGAGUUCACUGGUUGACCACAGAUGAUGAGGACUUGGGGUACAGAGACAUAGAUGAAGAUGACAUUAUUGAACUUGUCCAGAAUGAAGCAACACGAGCUGAUAUGGAAGAAGAACAAGACAGUGAAGCUGUUCCCUUACUUGUGUCUCAUGGAAGAGCAUGUGAUGCUAUAGAGACAGUGCUGGCUUAUCUUGAACAACAGCCAGAUGUGCCAAUGGUUGCCACAGUAACACUAAAUGGCCUCUUGAUGAAAGCAGCUAGAAAACGAGCAUCCCCAAUGAUGCAAACUAAAAUCAGUGACUUCAUGAAUAGCCCUAAUCCCAAGGCUUGCUCACCUUAGCUGUAUACCUACCUACAUAGAUAAGUUUAUGGCAGUACAGUGUACAAUGUGUGAGAUAACUACUGUACAACAUUCCCAUGUCUAUGCAGUGGAGUGCUUGUACUGGCGUCUGUAUACAAUAAUCUGUUACUUAAUUAGUACAACGUACGCGUAGUACUACACCAUCUACAUGUGAUACAGGACAUAAUUUGAGGACGCGAUUUUAGCCUCGGAAUCCCAAUGGUCAUGAUCAGUUAUACGAACAAAUCAGUUAUCC